UCGAACAGUCUCCUCCCUGUCUGAAAACUCCGAUCGGUGAGACACAUGUCGACGCCUGAAAGGGAAACCUAAUUUUUUGUUAAAUUUGUCUACCCACAUUUCUGUCCUUUUUUGUUAAUGGAAAUUUUCGUGCGCUGCUGCAGCUCCGCGUUUCCCCCAUUUUGGGAGAUUUUUUGCUUUUUCAGUUAUCUGUCUGUUGCUUUGGUUUUCUAUAAUUGUUCUUUCUCAGUCUCCACUUUUGGAUAUUUCGUCGAUUGAAGGUUUUAGAAAGGGAUAAAGAAAAGGGGGGCGGAAUCGAAUUAUAAGAAUUUACAUUGGUGUUUUAGUGAUAUGAAUUUUAAGAAUUUCGGAAACGAUCCACCUCCGGCGGCGCCGCCGCCGCUGGCACGGCAGUCGUCGGUGUACUCGUUAACAUUCGACGAGUUCCAGAGCACGGUGGGGGCCGCCGGUAAGGAUUUCGGGUCGAUGAACAUGGACGAGCUAUUGAGAAACAUAUGGACGGCGGAGGAAAAUCACGGCAUUGGGCCGAGCGCCGCCGCCCAAUACGGCGGCGGCGGUGCGUUGCAGAGACAAGGAUCAUUAACUCUGCCGCGAACGCUCAGCCACAAGACAGUCGACGAGGUUUGGCGCAACAUGUAUAAGGAUGGCGGCGGCGGCGCCGCCGCCGCCUUCGGUAUGCCCCACCGGCAGCCGACGUUAGGCGAAAUUACAAUCGAAGAGUUCUUAAUGCGCGCCGGCGUCGUCCGAGAGGACGCCCACUUGCAAAAUAACCUUGGAUUUUUCCGGGAUUCAUCUAGCGGCGGCGGCGGCGCCGCCGCUCUCGGAUUCGAAUUCCACCACCAACCGCCGCCGCAGGCGGCGGACGGAAACCUACCAUUCGGCGUAAAUGGGAUUAGAUCCGCCGGAGCGCAAAUCGACAGCCAAUCCUUUCCAAAGCCUCAGCCUCAACAACAGCAACAUAUCCUUCCAAAACAGCCCGGCGGUGGCGGCGCCGCCGCCAUGGCGUACGGGUCGGGCGGCGGAACUCAGCUGAGCAGUCCGCGGAUGGUGGCGGCGAGCAAUCCAUUGGAGGGGGGGCUUGCGGGGGUGGUUGGUUUAGCGGCCGGGGGAUCGCCGGCGGCGCUAUCGUCGGAGGGAUUUGGGAAGAGCAGCGGCGGCGACACGUCAUCGGUGUCUCCGGUGCCGUACAUGUUGAGCGGCGGUGUGCGGGGCCGGAGAAGCGCGACGAUAGAGAAGGCGGUGGAGAGGAGGCAGAGGAGGAUGAUCAAGAAUCGAGAAUCGGCGGCGCGAUCGAGGGCACGUAAGCAGGCGUACACGAUGGAAUUGGAAGCAGAAGUUGCGAAGCUGAAGGAGGAGCAAGAAGUAUUGCAGCAGAAGCAGGCAGAAAUAGUGGAAAUACAGAGAAAGCAGGUAAUGGAGAUGAUGAAGCAACAGAAUGCAGCAGGAUGCAAGAGGAGGCAGCGCUUGAGGAGGACACAGACAGGGCCUUACUAGGUACCUACCCUAAUUAGUAGAUGUUGUAAAAGUAUAUGCAAAUGCAGCUAGAGGUGUGUGAGAGUGAAUCACCCAGAUGCACAUGCACUACUACUUACUUUAUUUAGUAUGUAUAUUUCUAUGCUUUUUUUGUCAAAUUUAGUAGGAUUGAUUUUUA
Molecule: messenger RNA, 1651 nt
Organism: Andrographis paniculata
Lineage: Eukaryota; Viridiplantae; Streptophyta; Magnoliopsida; Lamiales; Acanthaceae
Product: bZIP transcription factor 23-like
Exons: 5
Coding region: 331-1494 (387 amino acids)
Biological process (GO): positive regulation of DNA-templated transcription
Cellular component (GO): nucleus
Molecular function (GO): DNA-binding transcription factor activity
Source: RefSeq, a predicted model, not a curated record